Symbiodinium sp. CCMP2592 is the source of this 843-nucleotide messenger RNA. NCBI's taxonomy places the organism in Eukaryota, Dinophyceae, Suessiales, Symbiodiniaceae. The record is from the annotation of a GenBank genome assembly.
AUGCGGCUGCUCGUUGCUGCGGCUGCAGCCAUGAUGCCUUCCAGCAUCCACGCGCUUGUAGUCCAAAGUCAGAGUUCUUAUCCUCAAUGUGGGAAGGAGUCGGGCGCCGUCUUUCUCCAAGGUCAGCCGACCAAAGAUGCGUUCGAUCACAUUUACCGCGAUGCGGUUUGGGGUGGGGACGGCGUCACCAGCUCCAAGUCAGGAACAGGCAGCUCGUGGGGUGUCGGGACACAGCUGCUUUGCAAGACGAUCACUGAAGCCUUGAUGGAGGUGGCAGCGGAGAGGGGGGCCGCAGGCCAGAGCGAUUUCGAGCUGAAUCUUCUGGAUGCUCCCAGCGGAGAUUUCUUCUGGAUGCCCGGAUGUCUCGAACACAUCUCCUCCAAGCUUCCGGAAGGGGCCAAGCUCAACUAUCAAGGAGUCGACGUUUCUACGGUGGCUAAAGAUACAGCAGAGGGCAAGCGAGCAUCUGUGCAAGCGUCGCUGCCCAAAGUGAAAAUCGAGCCUUUCCUUGCGAUGGACCUUUCAGAAGCGAACAUCCUUGAGCGGACCUUUCCGGGAAAGAAGUUUGAUGUCAUCAACUGCCACGAUGCCCUUCAGCACAACCCUUUGAGUCAGGUGAAGGAAAUCGUUGCGAACUUCAACAAAUGUGCUAAUCGCCUGGUGGUGGACGUCGACAUGGCCGGGACAAAUGCCCAAGACAUCAGUGCAGGACAGUUCCGGGCUAUCGACCUGACCGACGCCCCUUUCAACAACAAGCCGGAAUGCCUGGUGAUGAAUCCGGACCCCGUGUCGGUUCCCGAGAAGGAGCACUUCGCCAUCUUCAAGCUGCCUCUGAAAGCCUAG